AUGAAGAUCCUGAAGAAGACGCAGUCAGACGUCGCACUCGCGAUCGAACCGGACGCAAAGAUGACUUCGUUCCAGAAAAGCAGUUUCCAGGAGAACAUUAAGUUUUUUAUUAUAAUCGGACAGUGUUUCGGAUUGAUGCCUUUGGAGGGCAUCACCAACAAGAACGUUAGGGAGUUGAAGUUCACGUGGAAGUCUUGGAAGUUUUUGUACUGUUUGUAUAAUAUUUCUGGGGCCUUUGUUACCAUGAUAUUUUGCUGCAUCAAGUUCACAAUGUAUGGACUUACCAUUGACGAAUUAGCUCCGUUUAUGUUUUACGUGUGGAACUUCUUCGCCGGUGUCCAAAUGAUCCAAAUAUGUCGCAACUGGACCCACUUGUUGAAGGAGUGGUCCAUUGUGGAGAUGUCCAUGAGGAAUUACAGUUUUAUUUUUAACUUGAAAAGGAAAUUCGUGUCAAUCUCUUUGUUGGUCAUGACCAUAGCUUUGACUGAACAUAUUUUAUUCAUCACCAACGCCGUAAUAGACGCCACCCACUGCUCCAAUUUUAAUGAAAUGGGCUUUGAAAUUUAUUUUAGAAUGGCGUUUCCACAUUACUUUAAGGUCGUACCUUUUUCGGUUGCUAUGGCGAUAUUUUCCGAAAUUGCCAACAUUUUGUGCACGUUUACUUGGAAUUACACAGACAUUUUUAUAAUACUCAUUUGCACUUCAUUAACCGCAAGGUUCACUCAAAUCAACAGAAGACUUAAGUACAAUAAGGCAAUGCACGAACAGUUCUUCAAAGAAGUACGUAUUGACUACAACAGAUUAACCCACUUAACUUAUGUGGUCGACAAGUUAAUUUCACCACUUGUUAUGGUCUCUUAUAUUGAUAAUAUUAUCUUCUUGUGCAUUCAACUCUAUCAAAGUCUAAAGGAAAGAAGUGGCCCUGUUGAAACCUUGUACUUCUUUUAUUCCUUCGGAUUCCUUGUAUUAAGAACAAUCACAGUCAGCAUGUAUGGAGCAUGGCUCUAUGAUGCUACAAAAAAACCGCUGAGAUAUUUAUGUUCCGUACCGUCUGAGUACUAUUGCAACGAAGUUGAUAGAUUUGUUCAGCAAGUUGCCUCCACUAGAGUCGGAAUUUCCGGUUCCAGAUUUUUCAUUUUGAACCGAACUUUUUUGUUGAGAAUGGCUGGUACCAUCAUAACCAUUGAACUGAUGAUUUUUCAGUUUGGCCCAAAAAUUGACAACUCUGUUUCGUACAUAGAUAAAUGCGUACAAUAG
Aethina tumida (small hive beetle) is the source of this 1257-nucleotide messenger RNA. RefSeq names its product gustatory receptor for sugar taste 64f-like. Gene Ontology annotation, cellular component: membrane. The transcript is spliced from 6 exons. Gene Ontology annotation, molecular function: taste receptor activity. Gene Ontology annotation, biological process: detection of chemical stimulus involved in sensory perception of taste; sensory perception of chemical stimulus. The record is from RefSeq and is a predicted model, not a curated record. The coding region runs from base 1 to 1257 and encodes 418 amino acids. NCBI's taxonomy places the organism in Eukaryota, Metazoa, Arthropoda, Insecta, Coleoptera, Nitidulidae.